Juglans microcarpa x Juglans regia is the source of this 959-nucleotide messenger RNA. RefSeq lists its product as uncharacterized. Bases 192 to 506 code for a protein of 104 amino acids. The transcript has 3 exons. The record is from RefSeq and is a predicted model, not a curated record. Lineage: Eukaryota; Viridiplantae; Streptophyta; Magnoliopsida; Fagales; Juglandaceae.
UUGGUCCAAAAAUCUCUUCGUGUCAUGUUCUACAUAUUCUGCACAGUACCUACCUUUAUUUUUAAUUUAUUUUUCCUUUCAUUUUCCUGGACAGAGUGUAAUUUCAUUGGAAGAUGAUGACAUGGGAAGACACAGGUUGCAUUUAUGUAGUGAAAAUGGUAUAAGGAGUUUGGGGGCUUCAAGUUCUUCGAAUGACAAGGAAGAAAUUCUGGCUUAAAAAGGGUGUAGUUGAGAAUGAAAAAAGUUGGCUCUACCCUUACCGGGGUGGAGGUGAGGUCUCUAAAGGGGCAUCUCCUCUAGCGACUCACCACUUCCAAGCAGUGGUUCAAGGGUGGUCAAGAAGAUGGCGGAGAGGGGCCACAACCCACCCAUUUUGCCAGGGGAAGAAGUCACAUAAGCUCAUGUCCACCCUUGUAGAGGGAUUUCUGUCCGAGCCCCACUCAGGAGUCACAUUAUUCUCAUCGGUGCUACCAACCAAUCAAAGGGCAAAAGUUUGCAGGAGGUGAAGAAUCGACGCAUCUUAAAUUGUUCGCAUGGUCACAGUCAAGCAAGCACUCUCCAAUUUUUUAAUUUCCAGCAAUGUAGUUGUCUGUUUCCCAAGCAUCUGGUUGGGUCCAUAAAUUUCAAAUGAACUGAGAUACUUUGCUGAAUUAUGAACUUCCCCCAAAGUCUUGAAAUCCUUCACUACAAGACAACAGAGAACAUUAGGUGGAAAAGGAGAGAAGAGGGGGAACACAAAGGACCCAUCACUGGAGGCAACUAACAUGAUGGUGGAGUUGUCACCAUGUCAUGCAGAUAAAAGUGCGUAAGAAAUGAGUUCUCUCGAUUACCGAAUCCCAUGAUCUGAUUGACCCGAAGAGGUUGGAUCUAUACACAUUUUUUUCAGUCUAAAGUGUGUCACAUUAGGACAAACACUGUUCUAUCUUCUUAUUUAUCCACUAAAAGGAUUGCUUACUUUU